This is a messenger RNA of Macadamia integrifolia, 1308 nucleotides long. Its product is annotated as protein RER1B-like. The record is from RefSeq and is a predicted model, not a curated record. Gene Ontology annotation, biological process: retrograde vesicle-mediated transport, Golgi to endoplasmic reticulum; protein retention in ER lumen. The transcript is spliced from 5 exons. Gene Ontology annotation, cellular component: Golgi membrane. Bases 448 to 1032 code for a protein of 194 amino acids. Lineage: Eukaryota; Viridiplantae; Streptophyta; Magnoliopsida; Proteales; Proteaceae.
AAACGUAACAAUUCGUAGACCGGUCUGAUUUUCCGCCUCGUUAUUUUGUUGGAUUUUCUCCAUCCGGUAUUCAGACGGUUCCUUCUGAGACUCUGCAAGUUUAUUCUUCAGAAGAAUCCAAACUAAAAAAAUGGAAAAACGAGAGAGAUAAACAUAUUACAGAUCGCUGCCAUUCGCAGAGAAGUUUGCAAGUUCCCUCUCCUCCGCCAUUUUCCUGCUUCGAUCAACUACUGUUACUCUGGCCUUAACUUCAUUGGGCAUUCAACUGGCGCUGUUGGGGUUAGAUAGUUGAUUUCUGAUACCAUUUCCUGUAUUUGCUGGGAAUUUUUUUUUUCUAGGGUUUAUUUCGUUUACUCCUCUCGAGAUCUGCCACUCAAGAUUUGGUAUUGUUUGACGAGGAGCAGUCUUCUUCUAUUAGAUCGUGGAGUCGGAUAAAGCCUGAUUUUCAUGGAGGGAACUGGGGGUGAUGCCGCUUCAGCCGUGGCACCUCUGGCCAAAUGGAGAAGCGACUUCUCGAGGGCUUUUCAGUACUAUUUGGAUAGAUCUACUCCUCAUCCAGUCCAAAGGUGGCUGGGAACUCUUGGUGUUGCUGCCAUAUAUGUUUUGCGUGUUUUUUAUGUUCAAGGGUUUUACAUUGUGUCCUAUGGUCUGGGGAUAUAUGUUUUGAAUCUCUUGAUCGGGUUUCUGUCACCAAAGGUUGACCCAGAGCUGGAAGUUUUGGAUGGGGCAUCAUUGCCAACAAAAGGUUCAGAUGAAUUCAAGCCAUUCAUUCGCCGCCUCCCUGAGUUUAAGUUCUGGUAUUCAAUCACAAAGGCCUUCUUGAUAGCCUUUGGUAUGACUUUCUUCUCAAUGUUUGAUGUCCCUGUCUUUUGGCCUAUUUUGCUCUGCUACUGGGUGGUUCUAUUUGUUCUCACGAUGAAGCGACAGAUCCUACACAUGAUGAAAUAUAAGUACAUUCCUUUCAGCAUCGGUAAACAGAGGUACACUGGAAAGAAGUCUUCCCCAAGGGCUAGUAGUUUAUCCAGAGACUGAAGUUUGUUGAAUUCAUACACAUUAACGGGCGACGAGAAGGAAGAUUAAGGAAUUGUCUGAAAUUUCUUGGUUCUAGGGUAUCCCUAUGGGAAUUAGAACAUAUAUUUCAUGUCAUUAUGUGUGUUGAGAAGGUCAAAGUUCCUUUGUUGUUUGGGUAAGCUAGAUGGUCAGAGUUCACUCAUGCCUCUUCUGUGCAUAGAUAUAUGAUGAUGAUUCUUUGUUCCCCGGUGCCACAUUCAAAUGACAGGCCAUAUAAUUUGCUUUACUUAGAAGUCA